CAAGCCAGCUCGGCUCAAAACAAACUGGCACAUUGGCAUCGUUGGCAUCCAGCGAGCUCGAAUAGCGCGUUGAACGAUGUGCGGUAGACCUCGAGUCCCGUUUGACAUGCACAGCUUUCUCGACAUGAUCGAGACAUUCCCCUUCUUAUACGACAAGCGUCACACGAACUUCAAAAACAAGAAUCUCAAGCGAGGAGUCUGGGCCGAAAUUGGCGACCAGUUCGGUCUCAACGGACCUUUCGGGUCAGGACCAGUGGCUGAGGCUAAAUUCAAGAACGCCAGAGACAAGUACACAAGGAUCAAGACCGAGAUCCGAAGUGCCAAGCGAGGCGACGCCAGCGGAAUCAUCAGAGUGAAAUGGCCUUACUUUGGGCGGUUGCAAAAGAUGAUAGACCCCGGAUUUGCGGGAAGAAUAAUUUUGAAGAACCCCGUGGCCAUUGCCACUACGUCCAUUGGUGAUUCGUCCAUUGAUGCUGCUGCGCCCACUUCAGCUCCAGUUGUAAUUUUGAGAAACGCCGCCAUCGCCUCCGUCGCCCCCACCGUGCCGUCUCCGGCCAUUCCAACCGUGCCAGCUCCCACCAUACCCGCACCGACUCCAACUUUUGACCAUUGUUUGGAACCACAGCCAGAGCAGGGGACAGCUGUGGAAUUCGAAGACAACACGUCGAGAGACCCGUACGACGAAACAAUGAGGUUUUGCGUCCAGAGCCUGAAGGCGCUGCAGGAGAAGCAUGUGGGACGGGAGACGCACACGCACGACAGCGUCCACCUCCACUGCAUGCUGCUCGCCUCUCAGAUUCGGACAUUGACGCCGGAGGAGCAGAUCGACGCGCUCCACGAGAUCGACCAGGUCGUGUACGGCUACCAGAAGCGUGCAAUGCAGAACGGGGCUUCCAGCGACCACACCUAUUCAUGAGCUAGGGUUUGAACCGGGUCGUUUAUAGUCUGUUGCAAGAUGAAAGCAGGGCAAGCUGCUCUUUCUCUGCUCCUGGCGACCAGAGAGGUUUUUUCGGAGGAGCUCAUCCCAUGUUUCUUUGACUAUACUAUAUAUUAAUCUUGACCUCUUUCUCGGUUUCUUUAUGUUCGUUGCUCGAGCAAAGCCAUAUGCAGUGUACAGGUCAUUUCAUACCAUCUAUUUAUGUAUUUUUUUAGUAAUCUGAGGGAUGAAUGUGUGUAAUAUACAAAUGGCAUCUACUCUGUUCGAUCUUUCUUAGGUCGUAAAGGGCCCGUUUUCUGCGAAUGUUCGACGCCGUCUGUCGGCGGAUCAGGAAGCGUCUUUGUAGACCUUCUAAAAUUCUUUAACCGGCCAUUGCGCCUGCACCGCUCUUUCAAACAAGGGUAGGAAAAAAUUACUGCGUGGUGCGAUUGCAACACUGGGCUGUCCGAGGCUCCGCUUUGUUGCUGACUGUCAAUGACGUCCUAUAAGUGCCGCCAAAAAUGGCAGACAGCCACGUCUGCUAAUACUACUACGCAUGCACAUGGUGCAACCCUGGAAAAGGCCCGUUGUACCGGUCCGAAUCUUUUGUCUGGUAACAAUUUCUAUUUCAGUCAAUUUUUCUUUUAUUUAGCUACCUGAGAAUGUUGUAGCGAGCUUGAAAGGAAAACUUGGUUCUCCGAUCUUUGAGGCAGGCGUGCUGGCGAGGCACGUUACUUCCGAGCUCCCUUCAAAGUUGUCGGCCGGUAUGUUCGCAUAUUGUGAAUGUUCCCGGUAUUAAUUUUUCUUUGAGUGUGUGUAGUGUUAUUUGAAGAGGCAAUAAAACUUUGAUGCCACUAGAAAUUUCUCUAACCAA
Ixodes scapularis (black-legged tick) is the source of this 1790-nucleotide messenger RNA. RefSeq lists its product as uncharacterized. The record is from RefSeq and is a predicted model, not a curated record. Gene Ontology annotation, cellular component: nucleus; transcription regulator complex. Gene Ontology annotation, biological process: regulation of transcription by RNA polymerase II. The transcript has 6 exons. Lineage: Eukaryota; Metazoa; Arthropoda; Arachnida; Ixodida; Ixodidae. Bases 77 to 916 code for a protein of 279 amino acids.